AUGAAGUUAAUUGCUGUUUUAAUAUUUCCAGUAAUUUUAAUAUUUCUGAUAGCAAUAUCGAGUUAAUAAAUUGCUCUCUUAUAUAUGGAGUAGUAUGUUUAAGAAUACGGAUUAAGUAGAGAAAUUUAUAAGAUUCCUGUUUAUAUAAGUAUGUUAAAUUCGCUCCAUGAUAAAAUUACGGAAGGACACGUAAUAUUGAAUAAUAAAAACAGGCCAAGUAUUGUCAAUCAGAUGCUUUUAUAUUAAUCAAAAUUAACUCCCGAAUUAUCUAAAUUAGCCUUUAAAAACACAAUAUUUGUAAACAGUUGGUUUUAGUAAAAUGUUACAUAAAUAGAUCAGCUAGACGUUUAAGGAUAGAAUAGUUCUUACUAAUUUUGCAAAUAGCUCUCUUAGUUCAAAACUAGAUACUUGAAUCAUACUUCAAUAUUUAUGAAUCCACCGAAAAUUUCUUUAGCUGCAGUACCUCCAUACUUAUCUUAAUAUACUUGCUAAAUGGCAAAUUCUAAGCAGUAUUAUGUAAUUGAUCCAAGGUCGUUGUCAAUAUUUUUUAAUUCAAAGAAAUAAUAUAACUACACAAAUAUAACUUAGGCUGAUGAUUUUUAUAAUAUAGAACUUUAGUAUCUAUAAGACCAAGAUUAAGCUCAAUAAAUAUUGAAAUACAUUCAAGAUAAUUAUAAUAAAUGGGUUUUUUCUUAAAAAAAUAAUAGUUAUGUAAAUAUCCUCUAAAUGAUUGAUUUAAGUCAGUAAGUUGAGGUCAUGGAUUAUAUAAGAAAUGGGACAACCUAUAAAGCUAUAUUUAAUCCUGUUAUUCAAUAUGAUCAAAUUCCUAAAAUUGUAACAAAAUACACUCAACAACAAGGCCUUUAGUUAUAGUAUGCAUAUCUUUAGAUUAAUAUUAUUUCUGAUUAUGAACUUAAAACUUAAACUAAUAUGAUCCUUAGCUUUUUUUCAAAUAUCUUUAUUGGAGUUUAAAUAACUCUUGCCUUAAUUAGCAUAAUAUUUUUGAUUAUAACUAUAAUUUUAGCAUUUUAGAUUAAAAAAUAAAUAACCUACCCAAUAAUAAAAAUGAAAGAAACUUUAGAAGAAAUUAAUUAGUUAAAAGAAUUUGUAGAAAUAUCAACAAUAAUAAAAAAAUAUGAGGAAAGAUCUGAUUUAAUACUUUUAUCUAAAGAAACUUACUUGCUUUAUUAGAGCUUUUUAGACUUAUUUGAAAUGAUAUAAUAUACUUCUGAAAGUUUCUUUAUUGAAAAUGAAGGUAAAACACUGAUAAGCCUUAGUAAAAAAGCAGACUUUUUUAUAAAGUUUAAGAAUUACAAUGCUGCAGGAGUUACUCAUAACAACAUUGGUAAUAUAUUAUUAAAUUAAGAGCACUUUUUUCAAGCUUUAGAGCAUUUCUCGCUUGCAAUUAUGUAUGCUAAAUAUGAAAUAUCUGCAUAUUAAGAUUGUAAUCCUGAUUCGUAUUAUAAUGAAUUUCUUUAUUAGUAUUCCUAUAGAGAAUAUACUAACAAUAUAGUAGGAGCUUAAAGAUAAAGACAAAAAUUAUCUAUCUCUUAAAAUUUUAUUAAAAGUAAAAUACAUUUUCCAAGAUCAUAUUAAUUUUCAACUGAAAAAUAAUAAAGCUAUGACUAUGCACACGAUUAAGCAUAGUUAGGAUUAAACAAAAAAAAUAUAUCGACUUCUUAAAAAACAUCUUCGCCUUAAGGUAGACUAAGGAAGUCAAGAAAAAUAUCUAAAGAAACAAAGACAAAGAUUGAAGAUAUUUUUUAAUAAUAAAAUUUGGGAAAAACAAUUUAAAGUUUGAAAAAAUUGAAGUAAUAAAACUAUAUUGCUACCUUAAUAGCUUUUCAAGAAAAGUAAGACUCUGCUUCAAACUAAUAAGAAGGAGUAAAAGGAUUCAAUUUUUGGAAAGAAAUUAACUAAAUUAAAACUUCAGGAAGUAGAAAAUUUGUUAAAAAAUUUAGAAUAGCAUUAUAGUGA
Molecule: messenger RNA, 1977 nt
Organism: Tetrahymena thermophila SB210
Lineage: Eukaryota; Ciliophora; Oligohymenophorea; Hymenostomatida; Tetrahymenidae
Product: transmembrane protein, putative
Exons: 8
Source: RefSeq, a predicted model, not a curated record